AAAAAAAAAAAUAGUUUCCGGGUUGACGUCGUCCGAGAAAAAGGCGGCAUUUGAAGCUGAUUCAGGGGCGCUAAAGAAAUUCGUUUCAUUGUCUUCUAAGCUGCUUCUCAAUCUUUUUCUCUUCCAAACUUCAGCACGGCACAUUUUGGGAUAGAAGGGACAAGAAAAAAGUGCUUUUGGCGUGUUCAAUUCAUAUUUAUUACCGCCGUCAGCUCAGUGGGCUUAGCUAGCGUAAAAGGUUCGCCACCUACAGUAGCUGAGCAAACUCGACAAAAUGUCGGACGGCAAGAAAAUGAAGGAGAAAAGUUUCAGAGUGGAAGACGUUAGGAAACUAUUUGACUUUUCUCCCACUACUGACAAGAAUAAAGCGCCCCACUGUGGAUCAGACGAUCUCCAACGAGACAAAAUCCCAGGGGAGGACAAAGCUCCGUUGAUAAAAAGAGCCGCCUCCGAGCUUGGCCAUGAAGAAACUGCAGUUGCCUCUGGGAGUGAAGUUCACAACAUGAUGAAGGACUUUGGAGGCGACAUCAACAAAGUGAUGCGCACCAAGCGCAAGCGCCUGGAAAGCCUCUCCAAGACUUACAUAAACGAAGGGCAGCAGAAGAUUGAGCAACUUUGGAACGACUCGUACAGGCGGAGGAAGAAGAUGACGGACGACUGUUCUGAGCAGUUGGCGGCGGUUCUGCAGCAGUGGCAGCGGGCGUCCCAGCAGAUGGACGAGCAGGAGAAGAAGCUGAACAAUCUGAUGCGGCAGCUGCAGACGGUGGUCCAGCAGAUAAAAGCUGUUCAGAACCAGAAACUGGAAGCCAUCCAAGAGCUCUUCAAGCAACUGGUCCAAGUUGAAACGAACAUGGAGGAGAUGGAGAAGGGCCCAGGGGGGCUCCUGCAGCAGGCCCAGCAGGAUCUGAGCAAGGAGAUGGCCGCCACGCAGAAGAAGAUCCUCAGGGAGGCCCAACAGCAGGAGUUGGCUUGCAUGCGCAAGUCCUUGGAGACCAUGCUCUUCUGAGCUCCUCACUUCAGCGCAUCUUGGUUCUCCUUUCUCGCUGGUUUCUGCGGACACGCAAUUGUUCUGGCGUUGGCCGCGCGUCAUUUUUGUUAGCCUCCGGGCGGCGCUGUUUACGCUCACCUGUUUUGGAAAGAAUUAAAAAUGCUCAUUUGAGUUCUGAGAUUUCCAAUCAAAACAAAACCUCUUUUACUGUCAUCUGUCUAACUUUUUAAAUCUUUUGUUCACCGUCAGGAUACACAGACAGGCAUCCGUAGAAACUCACUCACCUAAGGAGAAUUGAGUCUUCAGUCAUUCGUGCGUUAAAUAAAUUCACUUUGCUAUAUUGAGUCAUUUAACAU
Messenger RNA from Syngnathoides biaculeatus (alligator pipefish), 1344 nucleotides. RefSeq names its product synaptonemal complex protein 3 (gene sycp3). Lineage: Eukaryota; Metazoa; Chordata; Actinopteri; Syngnathiformes; Syngnathidae. Gene Ontology annotation, cellular component: synaptonemal complex. The transcript is spliced from 8 exons. Gene Ontology annotation, biological process: spermatid development; meiotic cell cycle. The record is from RefSeq and is a predicted model, not a curated record. The coding region runs from base 275 to 1006 and encodes 243 amino acids.